AUGCGCUCGUCCCAGUCACUACUGCUUCUUCUCGUCACCCUAACAGCGAAUCACCCAUCAAUUCAAGCAUAUCCACAAUCGAAGACAACAACGACACAGUCACUAGCAACACCAACACCAACACCAACAACAACUGCAAAAGCAAUCGAAGCUUCACGAACAGAGAACUCAACUCGAGAAGUAGCAGUAGUGACAACAGAAGCUGCAGAAUCAAAUUCAUCGAUGAACGAAGAUUCCGGAAAGGAUUCCGAUAACAAGCCGGGCUGGGACGAACAAGACGAUGACGAAGACUACAGCGAUCAGUUCGACUGGGAAUGUGGCACGGACUAUUUCACGAAAUUGGUCAGCGAAUCAACAAUUGAUCGAGACUGCCCAGAACUUAAAGUGAUCAUUAACAGUUGCUGUUUGGCGCAUGAUGAUUGCUAUGAUAAGCAGUUGGGUCGAACGUUUUGCGAUGAUACUUUUUGCGCAUGCCUUGACAACGUUACCCAACCAAGCGCUGUUUGUAGCAAGGAAGAUUCACCGACAUUCUGUGAGCUUGUCAGGCACUUUGGUGAAGCACCCUAUAACGCAUCGGCGACAACACCAGCAACUACUUCAACAACAGCCAAGACCACGAUCGAGUAG
Messenger RNA from Anisakis simplex (herring worm), 627 nucleotides. The record is from the annotation of a GenBank genome assembly. NCBI's taxonomy places the organism in Eukaryota, Metazoa, Nematoda, Chromadorea, Rhabditida, Anisakidae.